Penicillium verhagenii is the source of this 855-nucleotide messenger RNA. Its product is annotated as bZIP transcription factor. Gene Ontology annotation, molecular function: RNA polymerase II transcription regulatory region sequence-specific DNA binding; DNA-binding transcription activator activity, RNA polymerase II-specific. Gene Ontology annotation, cellular component: nucleus. The record is from RefSeq and is a predicted model, not a curated record. The coding region runs from base 1 to 855 and encodes 284 amino acids. Gene Ontology annotation, biological process: regulation of transcription by RNA polymerase II. The transcript is spliced from 2 exons. NCBI's taxonomy places the organism in Eukaryota, Fungi, Ascomycota, Eurotiomycetes, Eurotiales, Aspergillaceae.
AUGCCUGAGGAGCAUCCUCUUCCACCUGGUUCUGGUCCGCCUUUCGACAAGCUCGAAAACUUCAACUUCUUGUUUAGUCGGCACGAUCCAGCAGCUUCAGCCAAGGCCCGACACUAUUCCCUCGACACUGACACCGGGCUGGUCCCGUUUGGCAACGUGAACAUGGAUUACGAUCAAACUGAAGGCAUGGGCGGCUUGUCCGUUAGCUCUUACGAUAGCAUAGACGAUGACCGCUCUUUGGAUCUCCGGGGUUAUCCUUAUCAUGACAAUUGCUUACUCCGUUCUUCAGCCCCUACUGGUGACAAGUCCAUCAAUUACUCUAUUCCCGACCACAUGAUGCCGUACUCGGCUCACUCCAUCUACCCGCCUGUGCCAUUUGCGCCCGAUGAUCUCGGUCACGCCCCAGGGAAUCUCACUCCCUCGGACGUCUCAUCGUCCAUCUCUCCGCCCAAUGGCCAAAUGGGCAAUUCCAAGUACAGCACCUCCAUCCCUGGGGACCGCAUUGCUGCUGCCCUGGGUCAAGAGGAAGGUGUACGCUAUGCCGCUGAAGAAGACCGACGUCGUCGCAAUACGGCCGCCAGUGCUCGCUUCCGUCAGAAGAAGAAGCAGCGCGAGCAAGUCCUUGAACGGACUGUCCGUGAGACCACCGAGAAGAAUGCUUCCCUCGAGGCCCGUGUGGCUCAACUCGAGAUGGAGAACCGUUGGUUGAAAAACCUCUUGACUGAAAAACACGAAGCUACUACUCGGAUGCCGCCGCCUCCCAAGGACAGCGGCGCCUUAGAACCGAAAGCAUCUGGUGGCCGGGGUCAAAAACAUAUUCAGCCCAAAAAGAAGGGCGUGGGCACAGACGAGUAG